AUGAAACCACACAGCAGCUUCAGCUGAGCUGUCAAUCAGCAGCAGCAGUCUUAUCUGUGGGCCGCAGGGGCUGAUGGGAGCUUUGAGGACCUGUUAGAAACCACGUGGCCCUCGUCUGAUCUCACAGCUCGUCCUUGUUUGGCCUCAGCUGCAUCAGAGCGCCACUUCUCCCCAGGUUCACCAGAGGAAACACCACUGCACAAAAUGCUUUUCCUCCCAGCUGCUGCUCUGUGCUGUCUUUGUUCAGCACUGGUUACCAUGGCAGCAGAGGAGCUGAUUCAGGACGAUUUAACAUUGACCAGGAGAGUUGGAGAAAGUGUCUCCUUCAGCUGUGGAGGGACUGAGCAAUGUGAUAGCGGUGUGCCCUUUGUACACUGGCUCCAGAAGAAAGAAGAUGAAACAGUCAAAUUUAUUUUUAUUUUUCAUAAAGAUAACGGUGAAGCUCCACCUGUUUUUGAGAACAGUACUUUCGCAGCUGUAAAAAAAGGGAAAGGCUGGGAGUUAGAGAUUAAGAAACUGAAACCUGAUCAUUCAGCCACCUACUACUGCUCCUGUUACAAAAAUGUAUAUUUUUUUGUAGGAAUGGGGUCUAAAAGACACGUUGAUGAUGAGCAGGUAGUGAAGCCCGUGGUGAGCGUGUACCCAGCAGCAUCCAGAGCCCACCUGGAGGGGAACAGCUCCCUGCUGUGUGUGGCCUCAGCCAUGUUUCCUCCUCUGGUCCAGUUCUCCUGGAAAAGACAGAAGAAGAACGGCGGAGAACCGGAGGAGCUGCCCCCUGCUGAGGGAGAGCAGCUGGAGCUCAGAGAGUCGGGACACAGCGCCUCCAUCUUACUGAUCCAUCAGCAAGAAACCAACACAUAUAAAUACAACUGUUGGGUGAAGCACGAGGGGGGCACAGUGGAGGCCCAAACACAACAAGAGGUUCCAGCUCCAGCAGCCUCCUGUCCUCCAGAGAGAGAGCCAGCAGACCUGCCAGCUCUGCAGCCAGCUGACUUGUCCUUCCAGUCUCAGUGCAGGGUGAAGCUGCUCUGCCUGCUGUACACAGUGCUGAUAGUGAAGAGUCUGGUGUACUGCUGUGGACUCUCGCUGCUGAUGAUCCUCACAAACAAGGGAGCGUCCACCAACUGCACACAUGCUGACUGACUGUUUUCUGCUCGCCUUUUCUCACCAUCAGAUCUCAUCAAUUCAUCUCAUUCAUCACUUUGAUCAGUAUCACAAAUGUUAGUUAUGAUGUGUUGUGCUUAUUUUGGCUUUUUAUUCAAUAGUUAGAAGAUCAUCUGAAAUAAAUACAUCUUUACAUGUAUUGUUACUCUGAGUUAGAAUUCUUUUUGUACUUAUUGUGACUUUUAUUGUAGUAACAAAAAUCAUCAGGUAUAUUUUUAUCACAAGUUUUCUGUUUGAUUUGUUUUUAUUUUGGUUGAUUUUCAAAUGUCAAACAGUGUAGUUGUGUUUGUAAGUGUGAAUAAUAAAGAUUUCAAGAUGAAGAA
This is a messenger RNA of Oreochromis niloticus (Nile tilapia), 1487 nucleotides long. RefSeq lists its product as uncharacterized. The transcript has 7 exons. The record is from RefSeq and is a predicted model, not a curated record. NCBI's taxonomy places the organism in Eukaryota, Metazoa, Chordata, Actinopteri, Cichliformes, Cichlidae. Bases 205 to 1143 code for a protein of 312 amino acids.